AUGUCCAUCCCAUCGCCGGACGUGUCCACGCCGCCACGUCGCUCGGACCAAUCAGGGGCCGACACCUCAGCCGGCCGCCGCCCUCCACCAACCGGACAGCGCCACCUGUUCAGCCGGCGCUCUCCCACCGCGCGGCCCGGCGGAGCCCAUCGCGGGCCCGCCCAGCCCAUCCGGUCGCCGCCCCGCGCAGGGUCGUCCUCGCCGCCUAUGCUCCCGCACGCCGCCGUCCGGGGCGCCGCGCGCCGGCCGCCGGCCACCGAAAGCUGCCUCCGCCGCCGCCUCGUUCUUCCCCGCCGACAAACACCUUCAAGCUCCGCCGCCAUGUGCCUCGCCGGCCUUCCCCAAGAGCCCGCGGCUCCCCGCCGGAGCGCCUCCCCGCCUGCCUCGCCGGAGCGCGGUGCCGCGCAGCUACCUCGCCGCACCGCCUUGCCUCGCCAGGCUGUAGCUGAUGCCAACAAAGCAAUUGAACUUGAUCCUUCGAUGCAUAAAGCAUACCUUCGGAAGGGCUCUGCUUGCAUCAAGCUGGAGGAAUACCAAACUGCAAAGGCUGCUCUUGAAGUGGGUUCUUCUUAUGCAUCUGGUGACUCGAGGUUUACUCGUCUGAUGAAGGAGUGUGAUGAUCGUAUUGCUGAGGAGGCUAGCCAGGUGCCAGUAAAGAAUGCCGCUGCGGCUGUUGCUUCAGCUACAUCUUCGGGGGCAUCUUCCGGGGCUACAACUGUGGCUACUGAAGCUGAGGACCAGGAUGGUGCAAAUAUGGAGAAUGCACAGCCAACGAUGGAAGUGCCAAGCAAGCCCAAAUACAGGCAUGACUACUACAAUACUCCUACAGAAGUGGUACUGACUAUAUUUGCUAAGGGUGUUCCAGCUGACAGCGUGGUUGUUGACUUUGGUGAACAGAUGCUGAGUGUCUCAAUUGAACUUCCCGGUGAGGAACCAUACCAUUUUCAGCCUCGUCUGUUUUCAAAGAUCGUCCCAGAUAAGUGCAAGUAUACUGUGUUGUCUACAAAGGUUGAAAUGCGCCUUGCAAAAGCUGAGCCAGUAACUUGGACAUCAUUGGAUUAUACUGGUAAACCAAAGGCUCCUCAGAAGAUAAAUGUACCAGCUGAAUCAGCCCAGAGGCCAUCUUAUCCGUCAUCAAAAUCCAAAAAGGACUGGGAUAAGCUUGAAGCUGAAGUGAAAAAACAGGAGAAGGAUGAAAAACUUGAUGGUGAUGCUGCAUUGAACAAAUUUUUCCGUGAAAUUUACAGUGAUGCUGAUGAAGAUAUGCGUAGAGCAAUGAUGAAGUCUUUUGUGGAGUCUAAUGGAACCGUUCUCUCAACCAACUGGAAGGAUGUCGGGAAAAAGACGGUUGAAGGAAGCCCUCCUGAUGGAAUGGAGCUCAAGAAGUGGGAGUAUUAAUGAAUCCAGAUCAUCCAUGUUGUAAAUCCUGGUCGGGUCGUGAGUGUUAACUUGGCUGCAGACUUGCAAAUCAUUGUCGGUCGGAUUAUUGUGUGUUGCUCUUGAUUCUGUUUCCGUAUUUGUAAGCUGUUUGCGUGGCAGGUUAGCUUUUAAGUACUUAUCCUAGUUUUGCGAGCUACAGUUGGUAAUAGAGUAAGCCAUACCUGUGCAUCUGUGGUAUGGAAGUGCAAAACGUCCGUUGUAACUGGUGCCAAAACUAUCAUCUGUGAAACGGUGCUAUUUUUUGUCUGAAAUCUGUGCAUCACACUUAA
Messenger RNA from Triticum dicoccoides, 1709 nucleotides. Its product is annotated as protein SGT1 homolog. The transcript is spliced from 10 exons. The record is from RefSeq and is a predicted model, not a curated record. Gene Ontology annotation, molecular function: protein-folding chaperone binding. NCBI's taxonomy places the organism in Eukaryota, Viridiplantae, Streptophyta, Magnoliopsida, Poales, Poaceae. The coding region runs from base 1 to 1398 and encodes 465 amino acids.